Messenger RNA from Metschnikowia bicuspidata var. bicuspidata NRRL YB-4993, 780 nucleotides. RefSeq lists its product as uncharacterized. Gene Ontology annotation, biological process: activation of GTPase activity. The record is from RefSeq and is a predicted model, not a curated record. NCBI's taxonomy places the organism in Eukaryota, Fungi, Ascomycota, Pichiomycetes, Serinales, Metschnikowiaceae. The transcript has a single exon. The annotation marks the transcript as partial. Gene Ontology annotation, molecular function: GTPase activator activity.
CUCCUCCGGUUGAAAAGCACAGACGGUUUUCCCUCAAAAUACAGGAACUUACUCUGGCUUGAACUCUCUGGUGCCUCGAACAAAUCUGUGCCCGGAGAGUUCCAUCGCUUGCUCUGCCUCUGCCAAGAGUCCUCGGAUCCAUCAAUCCGAACAAACGUGGAACAAAUCAAUCUAGAUGUACAUCGAACUCUCUCUUCAAACAAAUUUUUCUUCGAUGUUGAGAAAUGUCAGCCGGGCCCCCAUUUUUGUAAAUUGCAAAAUAUUUUGUACGCUUUCAUUGUUCACAACCCAAAGGUUGGUUAUUCACAAGGAAUGAAUCGAAUCGUUGGUAAUUUGUUGCUUGCGACGAGCGAAGGGUCAAGCCAGGGAACGGUUGGUAUAAGCGAGGAAGGCGUAUUCUGGAUGUUUGUUGGUAUUGUUGAGGACCUUCUCCCAAGAUACGAGCAACUUUUCUUUUUUGAUCCGAAUGCGCUUCCAUUUAUUCAGAAUGAUGUUUCCAUCGCCGUGAAACAACAUUUUGCAAAUCUUUUGCCGCAACUUUUUGGACACUUGAACCUGCUACGGGUAGAGAUCGAAAUCAUUGUGCUUGGAUGGUGGUUAGGACUCUUUUCUGAAAUUUUGAAGUCUCUUGACAUCUGGUUCCAUGUUAUUGAUGGACUCAUGUUGGCAAAAAAUCCUAAUGUAAAGCUCUGCGCAUACAGUAUUGCCAUUUUCAAGCUUUGCGAACGUGAGUUGUUUGAUUUGAAGACUACUGGCGAAGUUUACAGUUAUUUUGAAAGG